Molecule: messenger RNA, 3876 nt
Organism: Pyrgilauda ruficollis (rufous-necked snowfinch)
Lineage: Eukaryota; Metazoa; Chordata; Aves; Passeriformes; Passeridae
Gene: WFDC1
Product: WAP four-disulfide core domain 1
Exons: 7
Coding region: 521-1186 (221 amino acids)
Biological process (GO): regulation of cell growth
Cellular component (GO): extracellular region
Molecular function (GO): peptidase inhibitor activity
Source: RefSeq, a predicted model, not a curated record
GGAAGCACACAAAGGGAGAGCCCACCAGGCUCUUGGGAAGUUUGGGUGAGCUGUUUGUAAAAAUCUGCCGAGCCCACCCCUCCGAGACCUUUAUUUCCCCCUGCGGCAGCUGUCAUCUGAUCCCACGCUUCGGCUCUGAAUGGGGCUCUCGGAGGAUGCCAGAUGUUGGGAACAAAGGUCUAAAAAUAAUCUUUCCAAGUAAUCUUCCCGUCCAUCACUCAAGGAGAGCGUCAGCUUUGUGCGAGCAUGUGAGCCGAGAACCUGAUCUAACUUCAACAAGUUCAACAGCAGCUCCCGGCUUCUGCCUCUGGGCCCCUUUUUUUUUUUUUUUUUUUUUCUUUCUUUCUUUUUUUUUCAUUCCUUCCCCUUUCCCUUCCCAGAAGCUGCGCAGGGAAAAGCGGCUCGGAGCGCUCAGCCCUCGCUCUCUCUCCCUCCCUCCUUGCCAAGCCCGGAGCCGCCCGGACCCCGAGAGCUCCGGGGUUCCUUCUUCCAUCUCUCCCUGGGGAAGAAAAAAAAAAAAAUGAGCUCCAGGCUGCUGCCAGAGAUGCGUUUCUGUCAAAAGAUCUUCGCUGCAGCCCUGUGUGUGCUGGUUGUGCUGCCGGAGCCGGGCUGUGCCAGGACUCUCUGGAAACGCGCUCUGCUGAAAAUGACGGAGAAAUACGAUGAUUAUGAGUACCCUCUUCAUUCUCACAGUUCCCAGUACCAGAAGAACGACCGGUGCCCGCCGCCGCCGCAGAGCCUGCCGGAGCGCGCCUGCGAGGUGCCCAGCUGCCGCUCCGACGCCGAGUGCCAGCGCCACAAGCGCUGCUGCUACAACGGCUGCAUCUACGCCUGCCUCGAGUCCGUGCAGCCCCCGCCAGUCUUGGACUGGCUGGUUCAGCCCAAACCCCGCUGGCUGGGAGGCAAUGGGUGGCUUUUGGAUGGCCCUGAGGAAGUCUUACAAGCCGAGGCCUGCAGCACCACGGAGGAUGGGGACGAGCCCCUGCACUGCCCCACGGGCUACGAGUGCCACAUCAUCAACCCGGGCAACACGGCCGAGGGCAUCCCCAACAGGGGCCAGUGCAUCAAGCUGCGGGGAAACCCAGAUGGACACAACCUGAGGCAUAAGUACUACAAGGAAUAUUUUGGGAGCAACUCCAACAAUUUGGUCGGCUAUGUGAAAAACCAGCAGAAGCAUUUAGGCUAAUUGAAGGUGUGCCUGGCUGGACCACUCUGUCAAGGAAUGCUUUACCCAGCAGCUUUCUGGUCCCAGAUCUCCACAGCUCCAGCACCCCCUGAUCCCUGCCCAUCACUGACAAAAAAAUUCAUUAUCCAAGGAACAGGAUGAGUCCAGAUACAUGAUCCAAGGAACAGGAUGAGUUCAGAUGCAUGCCCCACCAGGAAGGGGAGAAAUGUGAUCCUCUGAAGGAAACCAUACUGCUUAUCAGCUGCCCUUCUACAAAUGAAAUGCAAACACCUCCAGGGAUCCCUGUAAGCCACAGUGCCACGACCAGGCUGCUGACACAGAGCCUGCCCUUCAUGUGCUUGUUGUGUGACCAAUUCAGAUUUCAGGCCUGUGAACACAACCCAGUGACGUCAGAAUUCCACCUAAAUAUCAUAUCUAAGUUGCUUUAAAACAGGUGAGACUAAAGAGGUUCUCUGGGUCAAAUCCAGUGCCUGCCUGUCUUGAACAAGCCCUUUAAAGAAGCCUUUUCAUCAGCGUAAAAUUCAAAGAAAUCUGCAAAUUUCUUCUUUUCCUAUUUAUACCCAGAUAAAAAAACCAGGCUUGACCCCCACUCUAAAUGGCUAAACCUGAAGUCCUUAAAAUUUGAGGAAGUUUGAGCUAGGAGCAAAAACAGCUUUAUAAAUGUAUUUAGGUUACUUUCCUCUUCUCAGUCUGGUGAGCUGCAGAUUGAGGGUUAAUAAUGGAACAGAUUCCUUCCUGCAAUAUCCAGGCUGACACACAAAUGCAUGCCAGGUUUUGUAAUGUGCUGUUUUUAGCCAGCACAGUUAAUACUCACAAAAUCUGUGGGUUUGUACCUGCAAAACCUCAGCAAGAGGCCUGAAGUCUGGAUAAUAUGUUAAAUGUGUUAGCAAAUCAAACCCAGGGUAAAUUUUUGUGAUGAAAAGGAUGGUCUGGCAGAUGGACUACUGCUCCUCAGGAGUCCUGUACCUUUGUGUUGAUUUCCCUAAAUCCUUAAAGCCUGCAUAUUUGUAUUUGGACCUCACAGCAGCUUUGAGCUGUUUACCAUUAUACAAUGGAAAACACAUUUUGUAUUAAGAUGUGGCAGUCCUGAAGGGACAGUUGCAUUUUUUGCGACAAACCAGCCAGAACUGUCUGGCAGAAAAGCCACAUUUGCUCCAUGGUUUAGUCCACGUCGCCAUCUGCAUGCAUGAAAUUAGCAUUUUGAUUUUCACAGUAGUAGCACUGCAUAGAAAUACCCAAUUCACAAAUGCGAGCGCCUGCUUCCACUCACAAAAUACAGGAUUCUUUUUUUCCAUUCACUAAAUGGUUUAAGCCAAAUCCAAGACACCUAUAAAACUCCUGAUACUUUGCACAUGACAUUUGCAGCUGGAGAGAUGGAAGGUGCCAAACUGCUCUUCUGUUUCCUAUUCUAAACACACUCCUGGGUGCUUUACAGAGCAAAGGAACAGCUGAAGGGCUCCACAUGUUCCUAAAUAUCUUCAUUUGUUCUACUCACUUUUUUUCAAAGUGCAAGAUAUUAAAUGCAGCACCAUGUUUGGACAGAGCUGUUUCUAGAAUUUUAUCCUAUACAGCUUCCUGCAGUGAGAUCUUAAUUCCUGCUUGGACACAGGAGCCACAGAGCCAGAGAAUUGUGGUUUGGGUUGGAAGGGAGUUUGAAGCUCAUCACCUUCCACUAGAGCAGGUUGUCCAGGCUCCAAUCCAUAUUUUAUAGUUCCAAUCUGUGUUCAGACCACAAACUUGUCACUUAUCCUACUGCAGCCUCGCUCCUCAGUGCUGCUCAGUGAAAUGGAUUGAUUUUGUUCAGCAUUACUUCCUGCAGAAAAAAAGAUUAAAUUCUGAUUAAAUGAGCAAAGCCCUUCAGUGAUCACUGCUGGCCCCACAGGGUAGAUGUCAAAAUGUUCUGUUUCAAACUAAAAAAUACCUAAAACCUUGUGAGUAGUUAGUUGAAAAACUAAUGCUGAGCAUUCACAAAUUUGAAAGAUUAAAACUUCAAAUCUCAACCUAAUCUCUCAAAGCAGCCCAAAAUAUGCUUAAUUUGAGUGGGCACAUUCACCUCAGUGUCUGUUUUCUCUGUAGCUGCAGAAGCACAUACCUGACCACCUGGGUGGGACAGUACAGAUAUUUUCUGCUUGCAAAAGGAAUUAAAUAAAUUUUAAAAAAAAAAAAAAAAGAAAAUUGACAAAUUAAUAAUUUGAUGGUGAAUUUCUGUUUACUGGGUGUUUCACAGCCAUCACCCUCCUUCGUGGUGCUAUAAUGCUCAGGGGGAUUUUUCCAAGUUAAUUCCAGUUAUUAAUUGUCAAACUCAGAAACAAAAGCCACAGAAGGGACUUGACAAAGUGCUGUGUUUUCAGCAGUGAAACGCUGAAAUGUGAAACUCAGACACUGAAAUGAAAACACAGAGCAGGUGAGCUGUCCUCAGCUGCUCUUCUCUGCAAAAACAGAUCUGCUUCAUCAGCAGCCUGGCGCAGCACGGUAGGAAAUGCCUGGUGUAGGAUGUUUUUAACGUUUUCAUGACCACUCUGCAGUGUGUUUGGUGCUAUGAUAGCCUUCCUGUGUGUCACUGAGUGCUGCUCUGCCCACAGCCUCCCACAUCCCCGAGGAUCUGGGCAGCCCCAGGCAGCCCCUCCCUGGUUUGUGCUGUUCAGGUUCUGCUUUGGUGCUCAAUAAAAAGUGACCAGUCUGUUUGUCAA